Molecule: messenger RNA, 576 nt
Organism: Hyaloperonospora brassicae
Lineage: Eukaryota; Oomycota; Peronosporomycetes; Peronosporales; Peronosporaceae
Source: the annotation of a GenBank genome assembly
AUGUUGCAGCGCAGCAGCGCAAAGGACGGCGGCGCGACUGCAGGCGCCGCCACUAUCUGCGAACUGUGCGACCUCUAUACGCGCACUGGUCUGGAAGACAAGUGGACGGAGCUCGCAGCAGUUUACGACCAACGACGCAACAUUGACAACUUCCGCGAGAUCCUCGACCUAAGCGCUCCCAGCGCUCGCAUGGGCGAGUUGAGUGGCUGGCACUUGGAGCGCAUGGCCGUGGGCGAGUUCGGGUCUAGUGCUGGCUCGAGCGCGACCGACGUGGCCGAGAUCAAGCGAGAGAGUCGAUGGAUCAAGCACACGCUGACGAAGGUGCUGGCCAAUGGCCGCAGCUUCCAAGCCAAGCGAGAUGCACUGAAGGCUGCUAUGGACAAGCAGCGUGAGGUGCUCACAGCGGAGCUGACAGAGGCCAAAGAGUUCCUGGGUCAGGCCCAUCUGUUGACCGCCUGCGACUCGGCUGCUAGUGAGGUCAGUGAGCCAGCUCUUGUGGAAGAGCGACUGCGAGCUACGGACAAGUUCUCGGAGCUCUUGCCGACAGGUGACCUCAGCAAAGCGCCGUCCAUCUGA